Messenger RNA from Rattus rattus (black rat), 3120 nucleotides. It is a transcript of the gene Pmpca, whose product is annotated as peptidase, mitochondrial processing subunit alpha. Gene Ontology annotation, cellular component: mitochondrion. NCBI's taxonomy places the organism in Eukaryota, Metazoa, Chordata, Mammalia, Rodentia, Muridae. Gene Ontology annotation, molecular function: metalloendopeptidase activity; metal ion binding. The transcript has 13 exons. The record is from RefSeq and is a predicted model, not a curated record. The coding region runs from base 49 to 1623 and encodes 524 amino acids.
GUGGGGCGGGGUCGGAAGCGGAAGUGACCGCAGAAGCGCGGCGGCGCGAUGGCGACGGCAGUGUGGGCGGCUGCGCGGCUGCUUCGGGGUUCUGCGGCGCUGUGCGCGCGGCCCAAGUUCGGUUCUCCUGCACACAGACGGUUCAGCAGUGGCGCCACCUACCCCAACAUCCCCCUCUCUUCUCCCUUGCCCGGAGUGCCCAAGCCUAUUUUUGCUACAGUUGAUGGACAGGAAAAGUUUGAAACCAAAGUCACCACUCUGGACAAUGGGCUUCGUGUGGCAUCUCAAAAUAAGUUUGGACAGUUCUGUACCUUAGGAAUUCUUAUUAAUUCAGGAUCACGAUAUGAAGCGAAAUAUCUUAGUGGAAUUGCUCAUUUUCUGGAAAAAUUGGCAUUUUCGUCUACCGCUCGAUUUGACAGCAAAGAUGAAAUUCUGCUUACCCUGGAAAAACAUGGUGGUAUCUGUGACUGCCAGACCUCGAGAGACACCACCAUGUAUGCUGUGUCUGCUGACAGCAAAGGCUUGGACACUGUGGUGGGCCUGCUGGCUGAUGUGGUUCUGCACCCUCGCCUGACAGAUGAAGAAAUUGAGAUGACGAGGAUGGCUGUUCAGUUUGAACUUGAGGACCUGAACAUGAGACCUGACCCAGAGCCACUGCUCACCGAGAUGAUUCAUGAAGCUGCUUUUAGGGAGAACACGGUGGGCCUGCACCGGUUUUGUCCUGUAGAGAACAUAGGGAAGAUUGACCGAGAAGUGCUGCAUUCCUACCUGAAGAACUACUACACCCCCGACCGCAUGGUGCUUGCUGGAGUGGGCGUGGAGCAUGAGCACCUGGUCGAAUGUGCCAGGAAGUACCUCCUGGGAGUGCAGCCUGCCUGGGGAGCUCCGGGAGCUGUGGAUGUUGACAGCUCAGUGGCACAGUACACGGGGGGGAUCAUCAAGGUGGAGAGAGACAUGUCAAAUGUCAGCCUUGGCCCCACCCCGAUUCCAGAGCUCACACACAUCAUGGUGGGGCUAGAAAGCUGCUCCUUCCUGGAAGAGGACUUCAUCCCCUUUGCCGUGUUGAAUAUGAUGAUGGGAGGCGGGGGCUCCUUCUCGGCCGGAGGGCCUGGCAAAGGCAUGUUCUCCAGGCUCUACCUCAACGUGCUCAAUCGGCACCACUGGAUGUAUAAUGCAACCUCCUACCACCACAGCUAUGAAGACACAGGCCUCCUGUGCAUCCAUGCCAGCGCAGACCCGCGACAGGUUCGAGAAAUGGUAGAAAUCAUCACAAAGGAGUUUAUCUUGAUGGGCCGAACGGUGGAUUUGGUGGAGCUGGAGCGGGCCAAGACACAGCUGAUGUCCAUGCUCAUGAUGAACUUGGAGUCCAGGCCUGUGAUCUUUGAGGAUGUGGGGAGGCAGGUGUUGGCUACACAUUCAAGAAAGCUGCCCCAUGAGCUGUGCACACUCAUUCGCAAUGUGAAGCCGGAAGAUAUCAAGAGGGUUGCUUCCAAGAUGCUCCGAGGCAAGCCUGCUGUGGCCGCCCUGGGUGAUUUGACUGACCUGCCCACCUAUGAACACAUCCAGGCAGCACUGUCCAGCAGAGAUGGGCGCCUGCCCAGAACAUACCGGCUGUUCCGGUAGAGCCCUCCAGGGCAGGCUGCAGAGUGCUUCUGUGCAUAUUAUUGUAGGUGUGGACACUGCAUAAGAAUAGCUAGGUCUGUGAACAGUGCCAACAGGGAAGCUCUGGAAACUUGAAUGAAAGUUACUGUUGCCACUGCACCUUUGUGUCUCUCAAACACCAAGUGGCUUGUUCUUCAUCUAACAUGUGUUUUCCCUGAGUGUCUGCCAAAGCAGGUGCUGUCUGGCCGCUAGACAUUCUGGAGCAAGGAAGCUGGGGAAGAUCAGAGGUCUCUGGGUUCUAGGGAGACAACACUGCAAUCUGAAAGCACACAGGGCCUCCCCACUGUUAGGAGCACAGGCAUGGAUCGUUGUACUCACUGUUUUCCCUUCAAAUAGGACCUCAGUACAGUAUAGCCCUGACUGGCUGAGACUUACCAGGAGACGCUCGUCUCCAACCCACAGACCCUCCUGCCUCUGCUUCCCAAGUGCUAGGAUUAUAGGCAAGUGCCACCACACCUGGCCUUCUCAUUUCUAAAGCUUAAGUUUUUUUAACAAGCCUGAAGGUAUUUCAGUCUUCCACCCCUUUGCUUUUUCAGAUAGGGUCUACUUAGCCCUGGCUGGCCCAUAACUCAAUAUAGAGACAAGGCUGGCCUCAAUUACUGGUCUUCUAAGUAUGAGUUACCAUGCCAGUUGUAUCUCAUAAUUACUUACAAAGCCUAGUUUUUAGAUUUCCCCCUUGAUCUGCAAUGGCUUAAGUGCUUAGCUUUCGAAACUGAAAUGCCCUCUAAAUGUAAGUUGUUAUGGCUGCACUUUGCCCCCUACUCCAAGACUUUCGAUCUUGAUCUCAGGCCAAACUGGGAAUUCCUAGGACUUUCCAAGGUACCAAACUGCUGGGUCACGGUGGUGGCGCACGCCUUUAAUCCCAGCACUCCGGAGGCAGAUGCAAGUGGUUCUCCGAAUUUGAGGCCAGCCUAGUGUACAGAGAGGGUUCCAGGACAGCCAGGGCUACAGAGAAAACUGUCUGGAACUGCCACAGCAAACCUUAUUCCAGCCAGGAAGAGUUUAGUCAGCUCCACUACUCUCAGCCUUCCCAGGGGAACAUGCAGCUCGCUGAUUGGACUGACAUUCAUCUGAGUGGUUACUGAAGCAGGCCACUUGGCUCUGUGACACCCACAUUCUAGAAGCUGGUGCUGGUGAGUUCCAUCUCAUUUGUUGGCUUAUUUCACUGUGGUUCGUUGGACCCAAGUCGUCACUUCCCAGCUGUUGCUGCUUCUGGCUGUGAGCAGGGGCAACACACAGAGGGACCUGAGAUGGGACUGAGUCGUAGCUGACAGCUGAGACCAAAUUUGCUGCCUUUGACUUCUCUGCCUUUUUAAAACCCUGCGGUGUCUGAGGCCCUGAGAUGCAUGCAGACUGCUUACAAGGUUCAGUCCUUGGUCAGAAAGAGUUUACAGUUGAAUAUAUCCUUAUUUAUUGAAAAAUAUAAAUAUGGAAAAAUAAAUAAUUUAGAAGACUAGA